This is a messenger RNA of Fonsecaea erecta, 954 nucleotides long. RefSeq lists its product as hypothetical. The transcript has 2 exons. Bases 1 to 954 code for a protein of 317 amino acids. The record is from RefSeq and is a predicted model, not a curated record. NCBI's taxonomy places the organism in Eukaryota, Fungi, Ascomycota, Eurotiomycetes, Chaetothyriales, Herpotrichiellaceae.
AUGGUCAUGGAGAACGGAACUCACACCAAGCAGAUCGUGCAGGUGUCGCUGGUACCGACUGGGCAACUGUUCUUGCCAGACAAAUGGAUCCUUGCCGGCGCAGACCACGCGACGAAGACGUUGUACCCGGACUACAGCUUCUACGUCCACCACCCUGCAAGUGGAAAGAGUCUCAUGUUUGAUCUGGGCAUUCGCAAGGACUUGGACGCGUACCCGAAAUGCAUUCGCGAAGAAUUUGUCCUCACCGAACCUCGAGUGCCCAAGAGCGCUGCCGAAUUGCUCGAGGAGGCAGGCAUCUCGGCCGAUUCGAUCGACUAUGUGGUCUACAGCCACCUUCACUUUGACCACAUUGGCAACCCUGGAGAAUUCCCGCGCAGCCAGGUCGUCGUUGGCCCCGGCUCCAAGGCCGCCGCGUAUCCAGGCUACCCUACGAUUCCAGACUCUGGGUUUCUCGGCUCCAUUUUCGACCAUCCCAGUGUCCGCGAACUGUCGUACGACGACGACGGCUGGAUCCCGUUUGGCCCGUUCCCCAAGGCGUUUGACUUCUUUGGUGAUGGCAGCUUUCUCCUCCUCGACGCGCCGGGACACAUGCCGGGCCAUCUCAUGGGGCUGGCGCGCACGGGGUCGGACGAGUACGUGGUCAUGGGCGGUGACUGCUGCCACCACCGGAAGAUCUUCACGGGGGAAGGGACGUUGGGUGUCGGACACGGACCGAACGGUGCGUAUUCCAUGCACAAGGACCUCGAUACGGCCAAAGCGACGAUCGGCAAGCUACACGAGAUCAGCCAGAGGGAAGAUGUCUUGGUGUGCUUGGCCCACGACGGCUUUCUGGAGCCUGCGCUGAAGGUAUUGCCGGCGACGCUCGGCGGGUGGCGCAAGGCGGGCAUCAAGGCCGAGAUUGCAAAGAACAUGCCACACGUCGCGGUCGAGGUGAAGGCGUUGUCGGGCAGUUGA